AAGAACCCGACUAAAUCCGACCCGUGAACAGCCCCGAGUUAAGUCUUGAAUUGAAUGAGUUUAGUUUUGGUGCGAUUCCAAAGCGUACCGUUUCAUAGUCUACAGGAUACUCGGAAAGCUGCCGUCGCUCCAAAAACCCAGAAAGAAAAUGUUGAGAACAAAGGAGCUAUGGACGCCUCUCUCAAAGCUUCUUAGACGCAGGACCUUCUCGUCCACGCCACGCCGUUUCCUACUCCUUCCUUCUCGUUCCAAUCCACAAGUCUACUCCUCGAACGUCGGAACUUAUAGCUUCUUCUUUAGCACGUGUGAAAAUCACUUUCUUCAGAAUUCUCUCAAUGUUUCCGGGAAAAAUUUCUGCUCCGAAUCUUUGGUGAAAGCUAAAACUAGUUGCUGGAACUGCAAUGCUCAGCCUCAACGGUCGCUGUUUCUGGCUUGUGAAUCGUGUGGAACCAUCCAGCCCGUUGAUCAGUCUAUUGAUUACUUCCAGAUAUUUGGACUGGAGAAGAAGUAUGAAAUGAAGGAUGAGAAUCUGGAAGGGAAGUACAAAGACUGGCAGAAAAAAUUGCAUCCUGAUUUAGUUCAUUCGAAAUCUCAGAAAGAGAGAGAUUUUGCAGCGGAGCAGUCUGCUCGGGUGACUGAUGCGUACAGAACUCUUAGGAAUCCGCGGUUAAGGGCAAUAUACAUUUUAAAGCUUGAAGGAGUAAAUGUUAAUGAAGAAGAAACAAUUUCAGAACCACAAUUGUUAGCGGAGAUUAUGGAAAUCAGGGAAGCGGUUGAAGAGGCACCUGACUCUAAAGCUUUAACUGAGAUUCAAUCCCAGAUGAGAGAAAAAUUGCAACAUUGGUCUAAGUCCUUUGCAAAUGCUUUUCAAAGCAAGAAAUUUGAAGAAGCUAUAACUUGUAUUCGGAGAAUGACUUACUAUGAUCGUGUAAAUGAAGAAAUUGUGAAGAGGCUUUAAGAAGGUUCAGUCUCUUGAUGGUCCGGAGCUAAUUUUGGCAGCUGGGCAAGUCAUUCUUGAGAUUCACAGGCAAUAAACUUAUAGGCAGAAAUUGGUGUAGGCUUGUUCAAGACUGGAAGCUAUAGUAUUAAGCCAGAAAUAUUUGGAGAAAUCUAGAGAUGCUGUUCCAUCAUAUUUGUUUUUGAUUUGCUUCUUCCAAUACUUGUCUCAAAACUCCUAAAAAUUUGAGAAUCCUCUGUCAUGGUGUGUUGGUUUUUGACUGGGUAAGGGAGUGCACUUUGUGCAUGAAUUUUCAUUCUCAAAAAGAUGAUAGAAAUGAGAAUAAAGCUAUUGAAUAUUUGGUAUUU
Molecule: messenger RNA, 1305 nt
Organism: Hevea brasiliensis (rubber tree)
Lineage: Eukaryota; Viridiplantae; Streptophyta; Magnoliopsida; Malpighiales; Euphorbiaceae
Product: iron-sulfur cluster co-chaperone protein HscB homolog
Exons: 8
Coding region: 149-958 (269 amino acids)
Biological process (GO): protein complex oligomerization; [2Fe-2S] cluster assembly
Molecular function (GO): ATPase activator activity; protein-folding chaperone binding
Source: RefSeq, a predicted model, not a curated record